Molecule: messenger RNA, 3097 nt
Organism: Leptopilina boulardi
Lineage: Eukaryota; Metazoa; Arthropoda; Insecta; Hymenoptera; Figitidae
Product: cilia- and flagella-associated protein 298-like
Exons: 10
Coding region: 972-1775 (267 amino acids)
Biological process (GO): regulation of sodium ion transport; regulation of cilium movement
Molecular function (GO): sodium channel regulator activity
Source: RefSeq, a predicted model, not a curated record
UUCAAAGAAUGAGGUUAGAAAAUUUUUAACUGAUUUUUACUUCUGUAAUAAAAAAUUGAAUUUAGAUAAUUUUUAAAUAUUAAGUGUGACAGUGGUGAACUAGCUGGAAUCAUGUUCAUAAAAGUUUUCAUUUCAUUGUGAUGCAAUUCUUGGAUAUGUAUUAAAAUGUUAUCGAGGAAAGUGAAAAAAUUAAAAUUCGAAAAAUGUCAUAAAAAUAGAAAAUAAUGCAUUAUUUGCAAUCGGAAUUUCCAUGUGGAGCUUUUUGUCAAGGAUGUCGAGUAUGUUGUGAUGUUUUUUGUAAAAGAAUUUCACCGAUAGAUUCAAAAUUAAGCAAUCAUAGAAAUUCACCGGCAAAACGUUUGAUUCAUGCUCUCGAGGAUAUAAAAAAACGAACGGAAUUCCUGCAAAAAAAACUUUCAUCUUUUGAAAAAAUCAGUAUUGGCACACAAGUUGAUAAACUUUUGUCAUCUCCGUUAAAAACUUCGAACAGUAACCUAGCAAAUACAACAUUAGUAAAUUCUGAAAGUACAAUUCAACGUACUUUUGACGAUAAAUCAAUAUCGACGGAAGAUGAAAAAUCAUUAAGCGAUUCAAGUGAUACGAAAGAAAUGAUGAAUUUAUGUUUGUCAAUGAUGAAGGAAAUUCGAGAAGUUCGAGAUAGUUUAAAGUAUUCUUGCAAUAAAAUUUGCGAACAUUGUCAUUCACGUAAUUCGCAACAGUUUUUUCCACCGAUGACAAAUUGUUCGAAAUGUAAAAAAAGAUUAUUGUUUAUGUAUAAAAAGAGGAGGAGACUUUAAAAGUUGGAUUUUCCCUUCUAUAAUGGUUCGUCAUGUUUGAUCAAUCAGUGUGUUGUUAUAGCAACGAAGAAAUGUUUAUUAUUUAAGAAGAUAACUUCACUUUGCUGCCGGCGUAUUAAUUUCACAAAAAUUACAUUUUCGAAGAAAAAAGGCAUUUUAGAGAAAAAAAUAAGAAUGGUACGAUUUCAUGUGAAAAAGGGUGACGAAAGUCAAUUCUUAUACGAUACAACAACUGAAGCCAAUGUUGAUGAUGUAAUUGAAGAGAUAACAAUUAUUUACAAUGGUCGUUUAAAAGUUUCAAGAAUUUGUUAUGAAAUUGAAGAAUUGGCAAAAUACGGAACAAUGUUACCUCCAAAUAUUAUGGGAUUAACCGAUGAGCAAGUUGAAGAAUUAAAACUCAAAGACGAAUGGGGAGAAAAAUGCACGCCCUCAGGAGGAUUUGAAUUUAAAAAAGAUCCUAUUGGUCGAAGAAAUGGAAAACAACCUAAUAAGGCAAUGGUUGAGAUUCUGAAUAAAUCAGUGGAAGAUGCUCGAGAACUAAUUUCCAAGAAAUUGGUACUGGAAGAAAAAUUAGUGACUCAAAAGAUUGUUCAGGAUUCAUUGGAUUUAUUGAGAGGAGCUGUGACAAUUGUUUAUCCUAUGGGACUUCCACCACAUGACGUAAUUCGUGAAGAAUUUGAAAACAAUGAAAAUUUAAGCGGCACUCAAGCAUCUUUAGAGGUAAUUGACGUACAGUUGGCGCAAUUAUGGUUUUCCGGAAAGGAAAUGAUGCGAGGAAUGAAAAUCAAGGAUUUCGUUGGUAAAAAUGAAAAAACGAAAGUUAUUGUCAAACUACAGAAACGAGGUUCCGGUAGACCGGCACGUGAACCUUUAAUGUCUGAAGAUGAAAAGAAGCAAUUGAUGCUGCACGCCUACAGACGUCAGGAGGAAUUAAAGGAAAGAAAACGAGAGAGUGAAAGAGGGGCUAAUUUUGAAUGACCUCUAAUUGCCACGAAAGACCCUAAUUUUUUUUUGGAUGGAGCGAGACACGAAUUGGAGAAUUGUAAUAAUUUCUCUUUGGAAAUAAUUUCGGUUUUUGGAAAUGAAAGACCCUAAUUUUUUUUUUUGAUGGAGCGAGACACGAAUUAGAGAAUUGUAAUAAUUUCUCUUUGGAAAUAAUUUCGGUUUUUGGAUUAAAAUCUCAGUCUGCAAUAAAAAUUAACUACCUGGAAGAGUAGUCAGAUAGAGAUAAACACAAUAAUAGGACCCGUGUUAUUGAGGGUCAGAUUUCGAGACUGGAAAUUUUGUUUACCUUCUGAAAUACAGAUACGCCUUAAAGUUGCAACUGAGUAUCAAACAGUUGCCUAUUGGAAUUAGUUCGCGAUUUUGAAAAUUAUAAUCCUUUAUAAUAGUAAAAUAUUUAAAUUUUUUGUGAUUUUUAAUAUUUUUUCGGGAGUGCUCGAGUUUCCUAAAACCGCGAUCGUUUUUUUUUUAUUCAAUUUUUAAUUCUCAAAAUUUUUUUUCCGAGAGUGUUCGAAUUUUUUUAAAACCGCGAUCGAUUUUUAAUACAGUAUUUCAAUUUGUAAUUCUUAAAAUUUUUUCCGGGAUUGUUCGAAUUUUUUUAAAACCGCGAUUAAUUAUUCAGUAAAGUAUUUAAAUAUUAAGUUGAAUUUUUAUUUUUCGGGAGUGUUCGAAUUUCUUUAAACCGCGAUCGUUUAUUAAUUAUUCAGUAAAGUAUUUAAAUUUUGAGUUGAAAUAUUUUUUUCGAAAAUGAUCGAAUUUCUUUAAAUCGCGAUUUUUUAUUUAUUCAAUAAAGUGUAUUUCAAUUUACGGUUCUAAACUUUUUUCGGGAGUGUUCGAAUUUAGUAUUUUUGUAAAAUGUAUUUUUUUCGAAUAGGAAGUGAUUUCGGGAGUGUUUGGAAAUCUCGAGUGAUUUUUAUGGCAGCUCCAGAAUGGAGAUCAGGCACAGACGGAUGCUGAACAAUGUAAUUUUUUAUUCUAUAAUAAAUAAUUUUUCUAUUCUUAAGAUUUAUUAAAAUCUAAAUUUGAUUUAAACAAAUAUUUUAAUUUUUUUAAAAUUUUCAGAUUCGAAAAGGAAAAAAAAGGAGAAGAAUCUUCGAAAAGGAGUUCAGAAAAUGCUGCCAUCAACGUGGGAAUUCGCGAUUGGCAAGUCCCUAUUCUAAAAUAGGUUCAUUAUUUAAUUUCGAAAAAUUUAUGAAUCGCAAUACGAGUAAUAGGAAAAAAUUUAGUUUUCAUUAAUUAAUCAAAGAUUUAAAAAAAUUUCUUAUUGUGGAUCAAUAAGAAUUCGAUCAAAUUUCCCU